Molecule: messenger RNA, 3858 nt
Organism: Trichechus manatus latirostris (Florida manatee)
Lineage: Eukaryota; Metazoa; Chordata; Mammalia; Sirenia; Trichechidae
Gene: CLPX
Product: caseinolytic mitochondrial matrix peptidase chaperone subunit X
Exons: 12
Coding region: 173-1711 (512 amino acids)
Cellular component (GO): mitochondrial matrix
Molecular function (GO): zinc ion binding; ATP binding; protein dimerization activity
Source: RefSeq, a predicted model, not a curated record
CGGUGGGGCACGAAGAACACAACGGCCUGGCCGCCGGGCGGGUGAGCUCUACACUGGGCCUAGGGCCGCCGGGAGGGGCCGGAACCUAGUCAGCACAACCUGCGAGUAGGCGUUGGGCCGCUGAGACCCGGAGGGCAGCAAGGGGCGAAGCCCCGGUCUAGGCCCUGCGGAGAUGUCCGGCUGCGGCGCUUGUACUUGCGGCGCAGUCGCUGCGCGGCUCAUCACCUCCUCGCUCGCCUCCGCGCAAAGAGGUAUUUCUUGUGGUCGCAUUCACAUACCAGUUUUAGGAAGGCUUGGGACCUUUGAAGCUCAGAUUUUGCGAAGAGCUCCUUUUAGAACCUUUACAGAAACACCAGCAUACUUUGCCUCAAAAGAUGGGAUAAGUAAAGAUGGCUCUGGAGAUGGAAAUAAGAAAUCAGUAAGUGAUGGAAGCAGUAAGAAAUCAGGCUCUGGGAAUUCUGGGAAAGGUGGAAACCAGCUGCGCUGUCCUAAAUGUGGUGAUUCGUGCACACAUGUAGAAACCUUUGUGUCAUCCACCCGUUUUGUGAAGUGUGAAAAAUGUCAUCAUUUUUUUGUUGUGCUAUCUGAAGCAGACUCAAAGAAAAGCAUAAUUAAAGAACCCGAAUCGGCAGCAGAAGCUGUAAAAUUGGCGUUCCAACAGAAGCCACCUCCCCCUCCCAAGAAGAUUUAUAACUACCUCGACAAGUAUGUUGUCGGCCAGUCGUUUGCUAAGAAGGUGCUUUCAGUAGCUGUGUACAAUCACUAUAAGAGAAUAUAUAAUAAUAUCCCAGCUAAUCUGAGACAGCAAGCAGAGGCUGAGAAGCAGACAUCAUUAACACCUAGAGAGUUAGAAAUAAGAAGACGGGAGGAUGAGUACAGAUUUACAACACUGGCUAAAUGCCUUGAUGUCCCUUUUGCUAUCUGUGACUGUACGACUUUGACUCAGGCUGGAUAUGUAGGUGAAGAUAUUGAAUCUGUGAUUGCCAAACUGCUCCAAGAUGCCAAUUAUAAUGUAGAAAAAGCGCAACAAGGAAUUGUCUUUCUGGAUGAAGUAGAUAAGAUUGGCAGUGUGCCAGGCAUUCAUCAGUUACGGGAUGUAGGUGGAGAAGGCGUUCAGCAAUAUCUUGGAUUUGGAACACCAUCUAAUCUGGGAAAAGGCAGGAGGGCUGCAGCUGCUGCAGAUCUUGCCAAUCGAAGUGGGGAAUCAAAUACUCAUCAAGACAUUGAGGAAAAAGAUCGAUUAUUACGUCAUGUGGAAGCCAGAGAUCUCAUUGAGUUUGGCAUGAUUCCUGAGUUUGUGGGACGGUUACCUGUGGUAGUUCCUCUGCAUAGCCUAGAUGAGAAAACACUUGUGCAAAUACUAACUGAGCCACGUAAUGCCGUUAUUCCCCAGUACCAGGCCUUGUUCAGUAUGGAUAAGUGUGAACUGAAUGUUACUGAGGAUGCUCUGAAAGCUAUAGCCAGAUUGGCACUAGAACGAAAAACUGGUGCACGAGGCCUUCGGUCCAUAAUGGAAAAGCUGUUACUAGAACCAAUGUUUGAAGUCCCUAAUUCUGACAUUGUAUGUGUGGAGGUUGACAAAGAAGUAGUAGAAGGAAAAAAGGAACCAGGAUACAUCCGGGCUGCAACGAAAGACUCUUCUGAAGAGGAGUAUGACUCUGGCGUUGAAGAGGAAGGUUGGCCUCGCCAAGCAGAUGCUGCAAACAGCUAAACUGUCAGACUCCUGUAAAUAAAGCUUCUCCUUCUUUGUUUAGGACGAUAACUCUCUACAGUCUGACAUUAAAGGAGUUGGGUCUAUCUUGGAUAGCAUACAUGGUCAGAAGCCUUUAGGAUAAGAAUCAGAUCAUGUAUUAUAUUGUAACAUCACAUUGAUUUAUACACAGAGGACAUUAUGUGGACUUUAAUGAUACAGUGUUCAGAGAUAAAAUGUGCAUUAUUUUGGUUCAGUUUUUUUAAAAAUAUGCUUUAACAAAAUUCUUAGGAGUGGUUUUAAGCAACGCAGGUGUUGCAGUAACUAUGGAUUUUACGAUAAUGUUACUCUACAAAUGGGAAAAUAAAUUCUUCAAAAUUGAAGAUUGAGGUACCAUUCUUUAGUUUAACCUUUUUCUACCAACGUUUGUGACCUGAAAAUACAAGAAUUUUAUUCAUUUUAAAAAUUGGAACAGGUAGUUUCCAAGUAGUUAAAAUUUCAUGAAAAAGAACCCUGAAGAACCAUAUUUUGAUAAUAUAUGCUCAGUUAAAUUCUUAGUCUUGUCUGCUAGUGCAUGACACUAACUUCCCAAUUAGUACUAUAAAAAAAGCUUCCUGCUGACUUGUCUGAUUUAUUUGUCACCUUUGAUCCAUUUCAGUACCAUGAGUGAGAAGAUGGAAUUGAAGUUUGGCUUAGAUCUUCAGAAAAAAAGUAUACGUCUAAUUUUAUAAAUAGCAUAUACAGUAUCAGUCAGAGUCACAGCCAUGUGCUGAACUGAACGAAAUACCCUAAGAUUGUGUAUUUACCGGAAGUGCUUGGGCUAGUGUAUAUCUGGUUUUUUGUUUUAUGAUCCUGAAUAUUUGUCUGAUUUUUUGGCUUCAUAGAACAUUAAAGACAAUCUAUGUUUUGCUAUCAACAGAAGUAAAUGUGUUUACACUAAAAUAUAAUUUAUUGACCUUCAUUAUAAAGCAAAACUAAAAAGGGGUAAUUUGGGGGACUUAAAAAUGAAAAUUGUAUCAUUUGAUUCCAUAAAUAUUAAAAUAUUUGGGUACCUUUAAAAAAAUUUUUCUUUCUGUAAUGUUGAUAUGUUUUUAUAUUAUUCAUUCAGUUCAACCUCAUUUGAAAUGUUUAAAUCAGAGUACACUGAAAUACUUGUUUUAUUUUGGUUUAUAGACUCUUGAGUUUUCCUUACCCCUUUUUCUUAGGAAAAGAACCUUAAACUAUUAGCAAAUUCUCAUCUUGUUCAUGAAGAGUUGGGCUUUCUAUGAUGUAAUAAAAUAGAUGUGAGACAUCUAUUUAUGGCUGGUGUAAGACCAGAAAUGCACUUUUGCAGAGUAUGUAAGCCUGGUUCCUAUCGGAUGGAAGAGAAACAGGUAUCCUUCUUAGUCUCCCUAGAAAUGGUUAAAGUUCUUCUCAAGAUGUCUUUCAGAUUAUAACUUUGCUCAUUAUCUUUUUCUUAUAGCAUCAUUAUUUUCCUUUUUGUAGAGUGAAAAUUGGAGUAGCUUCUAAAUAUAAUAAGGGUAAUCUUCCAGAAAUGGACUGGGAGACAUUUUAGUCGCAACAACUUAAACAUUUGGUUUUGGAAGUUGUUGACAAAGCCUAAUCGAUGUUUUUAAAUCAAAAACAGCUGAAUUUAACUACAAUUUGUAUCUAGAAACUUAUGUUUUGGCAUUUGAAUAAAACAAGGACUACAUGAAAGCCAGUGUGGUGGUGUGUCCAUAAUGCGGGGUGCAGGAGCCCUCUGCCAGCAGUGCAGUUCUCCGUAGAGUACAGAUGUCAUAUGAGCUGCUUUCUUCUAGGGAUUGGUUAAUCCUUGGCACUUUCAUGUCCGUCUGAUAAAUUCUCCUAGUUUGUAGAUUCCAGAAACAAAAACUAUUAUUAAAGCUUAUGUUAAAUAUUUGUUGAAAAUCCUUACUUAAGUGUCACACACAGAACCCAACACUAGGGACACAGACCAAGCUUUUCAAGAACCUUACUAGUCUAGCAGGGAGGGCAAACACAAACUUCAGGGCAUUAUGAUAAUGGAGAUGAAGUACGUACCAGAUGUGGUGGCCCAGAUGGGUCUGGAAGAACAAGUAGGAAUUUGCUGGAAAAGAAUAAUGAGAACUAAGUCAGCAUCUCGGAAGUGUGAAACAACCACCAGGGAGGUUUAGGAGUUGAGAGAUAGG